Messenger RNA from Daucus carota subsp. sativus, 2725 nucleotides. Its product is annotated as beta-1,3-galactosyltransferase GALT1. NCBI's taxonomy places the organism in Eukaryota, Viridiplantae, Streptophyta, Magnoliopsida, Apiales, Apiaceae. Gene Ontology annotation, cellular component: Golgi membrane. Gene Ontology annotation, molecular function: carbohydrate binding; hexosyltransferase activity. The transcript has 8 exons. The record is from RefSeq and is a predicted model, not a curated record. The coding region runs from base 507 to 2408 and encodes 633 amino acids.
AUACAUACAUUGAGACAUACACAACAAACAGUACUGUACAGUAUUCCAAGGCGACGAAGAAGACGAAGCUGUAUAACUUAGACUUGUUAUACACUUGAAAAAACACAUCGACCAAUCUUACCAUUUCUUUUAUUAUCACUCCGUAGACUUCAAGUCCAAUUCACCUCUCUCUCUCUCUCUCCCCCCCCCUCUCUCUAUCUCUCUCCCUUCAAUUUCUGAGGGUAUUCUUCUUGGUGCAGUUUGUUAUACUUAUAUAACGCUUGGAGAGACAGAUCAGAUCCCCUUUACAUCUUAUGGUCAAAGUGUGUGUACAACUCUUGAUCUUAAUUGGGAUAAAUGUACUUGUGAUCCAGAGCUAAUCUCUGUGCAAAGCAACAUAGUGUCUCAAGUUAUCUUAUCGAUUUUGCUAGAAGAAGUCUAACCCGUCAAGUUGCUUUCGGAGACAGUUAUUAAGAAACAUGUACCCAGUUAAAAAUUGAUUUACAAUACAUUGGUUUUGCACAGCAAUGAAGAAAUGGUAUGUUGGUAUUCUAUUUGCAUCCAGUCUAAUGUUACUGGUGCUGGGGUACUGUGUCAUGAAAAAUCCUGUGGCGGAAAUUUAUCAUGCAAGUCCGGUAUUUUUCAAUACAACAAAUCCUCUUGAAUGGAUCAGUUCUACAGGUCCUCCAGCUGUUCAGCAUCCAGAUAAUGGUAGCCAAGUUGUAUCAGCACAGACCAUCGUCUUCGAUCUCUUUGCUAAAAGGAACAUUUCCAAGGAAGAGAUACAAUCUCUGAAUACAUGGAACCUAAUGAAGCACUUGAUCAGUCAUGAGCAAGCUCUACCUAAUGCAGUAGAGGCUAUCAAGGAAGCUGGCAUUGCUUGGAAUAGUCUUAUGAUUUCUGUCGAAGAGGAAAGACGUAACAGAAAUGAAAAUUCGAGUAGGAGGGGAAAUGAGAAACAAUGUCCCCAUUUUCUCAAGAAAAUGAAUGAUACGGAACUUAAUGAUACAGGUUUUAGAUUAAGGGCUCCUUGUGGCUUAACACAAGGUUCUUCAAUUACUAUAAUUGGCAUUCCAGAUGGACUUCUGGGUAAUUUUCGAAUUGACUUAACUGGUGAACCACUUCCAGGGGAACCAGAUCCACCUGUAAUUUUGCACUACAAUGUUAGGCUACACGGUGAUAAAAUUACUGAGGAUCCUGUAAUUGUUCAGAACACUUGGACUGUUGCCCAUGAUUGGGGUGAUGAGGAGCGUUGCCCAUCUCCCGAUCCUGAUCAGAAUAAGAAAGCAGUUGAUGGACUGGAUCAGUGCAACAAUAUGGUGGGUAAAGCUGAUACCCGAGUUCUUAGGAGCCACAGAAAUGAAACAAAGAAGGUUGCCAUGAUUCAAGACGGAUCUAUUGCAACAAAAUAUUUUCCUUUUAAACAAGGUUAUCUAUCAGUUGCUACUCUUAGGGUGGGCUUGGAAGGAAUCCAAAUGACAGUAGAUGGAAAGCAUGUUACAUCAUUUGCUUUACGCGAGACUUUGGAGCCAUGGCUUGUUAGUGAAGUACGGAUAUCAGGAGACUUGAGAUUAGCUUCUGUGGUGGCCAGUGGAUUACCCACUUCUGAAGAUCUAGACCACAUAGUUGACUUGGAAGCACUAAAAUCAGCUCCACUCAGUCCUCAUAAAGAAUUAAAUCUCUUCAUUGGUGUAUUUUCUACGGCGAACAACUUUAAGCGGAGGAUGGCAGUUCGGCGAACAUGGAUGCAGUAUGCUGCUGUAAGGUCCGGCGAAGUUGCAGUGCGCUUUUUUGUUGGUUUGCAUAAAAAUCAAAGGGUGAAUGAGGAGCUCUGGAAUGAGGCACGGACAUAUGGAGAUAUACAGCUCAUGCCUUUUGUUGACUACUACAGCCUUAUCUCGUGGAAGACAAUAGCCAUCUGCAUCUAUGGGACACAGGUGGUUUCAGCAAAAUAUAUCAUGAAGACAGAUGACGAUGCAUUUGUCCGUGUUGAUGAAAUAAUUACUUCCCUGGAUGGACUGCAUGUGAGUCACGGGUUGCUUUAUGGUCUCAUCAAUUCAGAUUCUCGACCUCAUAGGGAUCCUGAUAGCAAAUGGCAUAUUACCCCCGAGGAAUGGUCUGAAGACACUUACCCACCCUGGGCACAUGGUCCCGGUUAUGUUGUAACAAAUGAUAUAGCAACAACAAUCUACAGGAGACACAAAAAGGGCCGUCUUAAGAUGUUCAAGCUCGAAGAUGUUGCCAUGGGAAUCUGGAUUGCGGAUAUGAAGAAGAAAGGAUUAGAAGUUACAUAUGCAAAGGAAGAAAGGAUCUUCAACGAAGGGUGCAAUGAUGGUUACGUGAUCGCCCACUACCAAGCUCCCAGAGAGCUUCUUUGCCUGUGGCAGAAGCUUCAAGAAGGAAAUCGUGCUUUAUGCUGCAGUGAUUAACAUAUGGUUUCUGGAAAUUUGUUUCCUGUGGAAUAUACUUUUAACCAACACCGGAUCUAACUCAGCAGACAGAGUUGCAAUUGAAAAACGCUUUCAGUAAAGAGGGUGCGCUGGGAAAAGAUUUAAUAGAGCUAGUUAAUGAAUGGUUGGAUAGAAAUACUUACUGUUAUGAUUAGGAGAAUAGUAGUAAAUAUGUAUGAUGCGCGGCAUAGUCGGUAGAAAUACAUAACAGAUGAGUUUGCACUAUUUGCAAUGGAGAUAUGUAUAGAAAACAAUGUUUUAUCAAACACGGUGCUAACCAUUUUUUUUUCUUUAUA